GUCUUUCCCUGCCUUAACGAUCCAUCCUAGCUGUUUGCUCACCUUUCCCCGACCCCUUUUCGUCCUGGUCCAUCUCGACUCUUUUUCACCGUCCUCUACAUCUCUAUAGAAUCACCGCUUCGUCCUCCCUCUUAACCUUUCCCCCCCACGUUCUUUUGAAAACACACACUUAACAAAAUGAAGGCUUUGAUUCUCGUCGGUGGAUUCGGUACCCGUCUCAGGCCCUUGACCUUGACCCUCCCCAAGCCUUUGGUCGAGUUCUGCAACAAGGCUAUGAUCUUGCACCAGAUCGACGCCCUUGUCAAGGCUGGUGUCAAGGACAUUGUCCUCGCCGUCAACUACCGACCCGAGGUCAUGGUCGCCAUGCUCAAACAAACCGAGGAAGAGUACGGCAUCACCAUCACCUUCUCCGUCGAGACCGAGCCUCUCGGUACCGCUGGUCCCCUCGCCCUCGCCCGUGAAAUCUUGGGCAAGGACGAUUCCCCCUUCUUUGUCCUCAACUCGGACGUCACCUGUACCUACCCCUUCGAGGCCUUCCGAGACUUCCACGCCAGCCACGGAUGUGAGGGAUCAAUCAUGGUCACCAAGGUCGCCGAGCCUUCGGCUUAUGGUGUCGUCGUCACCAAGCCCGGUUCGACGGUGAUCGACCGAUUCGUCGAGAAGCCCGUCGAAUUCGUCGGAAACAGGAUCAACGCCGGUAUCUACAUCUUCAACCCCAGCGUUUUGGACAGGAUCGAGCUCCGACCGACCUCGAUCGAAAAGGAGAUCUUCCCCGCCGUCGCUGCCGACCACCAGCUCCACUCGUUUGAUCUGCAGGGAUUCUGGAUGGACGUCGGUCAACCCAAGGACUACCUCUCGGGUACCUGUCUCUACCUCUCUCACCUCACCGCUACUCACUCUCCUCUGCUCACCGACCCCAAGCAGAACAAGUGGGUACACGGAGGUAACGUCUUGGCGGACCCCACUGCCGAGAUCGACCCGACCGCGUUGAUCGGACCCAAUGUCGUCAUCGGACCCGGAGCCAAGAUCGGACCUGGUGUCAGGCUUCAGCGAUGCGUCAUCAUGGCCAACGCCACCGUCCGGGAUCACGCCUGGAUCAUGUCCUCUAUUAUCGGGUGGAACUCGACCGUCGGGCGAUGGACCCGGGUGGAGAACAUUACCGUCCUCGGAGACGACGUUUCUAUCAAGGACGAGCUUUACGUAAACGGUGCUUCCGUCUUGCCCCAUAAGAGCAUUUCGAGCAGCAUUACCGAGCCGAGGAUUGUUAUGUGUAAGUGUCCACGCGCACGCCUGCCCAAUUCGGAAGCCCAGAUCACUUACACACGUGAUGUCUUCGCCUUGCAGAACGACGAUUCGAGCUCUUUGUAUACGAUUUCUUGCCCUUUAGAUGGAUUGAUCAUGGAUUGCCUUGCCCCUUUUGUUGUGCAUGACGUUCAGCUCGUCCGUGAUGCAGUGUGAAGUGAGGGACCCUGGGCCAUGCUUUCUCUAUCUCGUAGCCGUGUUCCUCUUUUCGUUUGCUCCGCCUUAUACGGGGCUUUGGAUACCCAAGGACGAUAAGAAAGGGCUUUAAUCGAGUCUCAAAUUCUUGACGUUGGUGACGGCUGAAGAUUGAGCCAUAUGUUACUUGAACAUUUGAGAUCCGUUUCACCGAAUAAUCAAUUGCCUACUCCACACUGCAACCUUUGUAUCAUUAUUUGUCGCAGCAAGAGGUGCUCUUAUCCUGCCGCCAAAUGGG
Molecule: messenger RNA, 1735 nt
Organism: Filobasidium floriforme
Lineage: Eukaryota; Fungi; Basidiomycota; Tremellomycetes; Filobasidiales; Filobasidiaceae
Product: mannose-1-phosphate guanylyltransferase
Exons: 10
Coding region: 178-1458 (426 amino acids)
Biological process (GO): cell wall mannoprotein biosynthetic process; GDP-mannose biosynthetic process
Cellular component (GO): cytoplasm
Molecular function (GO): mannose-1-phosphate guanylyltransferase (GTP) activity; GTP binding
Source: RefSeq, a predicted model, not a curated record